UUCCUACAGGCCGUUGUAUUGUGCAGUCGUAAACGUUUCCAGAUUACUGAACAGGGAGAUUCUGUGGAUUUUCUCUCAUGGUUGCUGAACUCUCUUGAUCUAGCCCUUCGCUCUAACUCUUCUGGAAUUGGUCCUUCAACUGCUCGCCAAUCUUCAACAGCAGCCCCUGCUACUAAAAACCUUGAUUCAAUACAUCAACUUUGUCCAGGGGCCUCAGUAAUCAGCCGUAGUCUGCGUGGUCGGAUGAUCGUGCACAGCAAAAAGGUGGUUCCCGUAAGCUUGACACCUGAGCAACGAGCGAGGCUUGCUGAUGACCCCGAAUAUUUGGUAAAUUUGGGUAAUUAA
This is a messenger RNA of Protopolystoma xenopodis, 345 nucleotides long. NCBI's taxonomy places the organism in Eukaryota, Metazoa, Platyhelminthes, Monogenea, Polystomatidea, Polystomatidae. The record is from the annotation of a GenBank genome assembly.